This is a messenger RNA of Puntigrus tetrazona (Sumatra barb), 2398 nucleotides long. RefSeq names its product LIM homeobox 1b (gene lhx1b). The transcript is spliced from 5 exons. Gene Ontology annotation, biological process: regulation of transcription by RNA polymerase II; neuron differentiation. Gene Ontology annotation, cellular component: nucleus. The record is from RefSeq and is a predicted model, not a curated record. Gene Ontology annotation, molecular function: DNA-binding transcription factor activity, RNA polymerase II-specific; RNA polymerase II transcription regulatory region sequence-specific DNA binding. Lineage: Eukaryota; Metazoa; Chordata; Actinopteri; Cypriniformes; Cyprinidae. The coding region runs from base 429 to 1625 and encodes 398 amino acids.
AUGCCGCUGGAAAAUACUCGCAAAUGACCAGGGAUGGACGCGAUGCGCUUUGAAAUCGUUUUUAAUUUUUCGUGAAACGAAUUAAACGCGUUCAUCGUUUUUUGCUCAAGCCUUGGGAGCCCUGGAGACUCCGCGCGCAGAUAUACAACGAGCAGGCGAACCUUUCCACGACUCCGGCUGAAGUUUGUUUUUAUUCAUCUUAAUGAUAAACCAUCAGCGUAUGCUUAAUCGUCAGAAGAGGAGCCGGCACUUGUCCGUUUCUGCGCUGCGGGCGAAAACUGGGACGCCGUGUUAUACCCAAUGCCUGCCUUUUUGAUGACUUUUGUUUCCUUGGAUCAAGGACCCCGCAGUGUUCUCUAACUUUUGGCACGAGCCGGUUUUUUCGCCUCUCGACAAGGACGGCAAAGUGGUGACCGGAGCCACAAAAUAUGGUCCACUGUGCUGGAUGCGAGAGGCCUAUUCUGGACAGAUUUCUGCUCAACGUCUUGGACAGAGCCUGGCACGCCAAAUGCGUGCAGUGCUGUGACUGUAAAUGCAAUUUAACCGACAGGUGCUUUUCUAGAGAAGGACGGCUCUACUGCAAAAACGACUUCUUCAGACGUUUCGGCACUAAAUGCGGAGGCUGCGCGCAGGGGAUCUCGCCCAGCGACCUGGUCCGGAAAGCGCGGAGCAAAGUCUUUCACCUGAACUGCUUCACCUGCAUCAUGUGCAAUAAACAGCUCUCCACCGGCGAGGAACUGUACAUUUUAGACGAAUACAAAUUCGUCUGCAAGGAGGAUUACAUGAAUAACAGCAUCGGAAAAGACGCAAACCUUCUGUCAAUCACUACGUGCAGUGACCCGAGCCUAUCUCCAGAAUCUCAGGACCCGCAGGACGACUAUAAAGACUCCGAGACCGGACACGUGUCGGACAAGGAGGGGGUUAACAAUGAAAACGACGAGCAAAAUCUGGGCGGCAAGCGGCGCGGGCCGAGGACUACUAUCAAAGCCAAGCAGCUGGAGACCCUGAAAGCCGCCUUCGCCGCCACCCCCAAACCCACGAGACACAUCCGGGAGCAGCUGGCGCAAGAGACGGGCCUCAACAUGAGGGUCAUUCAGGUGUGGUUUCAGAACCGGCGCUCCAAGGAGAGGCGCAUGAAGCAGCUGAGCGCGCUGGGAGCCAGGAGACACAUGUUUUUCCGCAGCCCGAGGAGAAUGAGAGCGCUGGGAGACCGCGUGGAGGCAGGGGAGCUCGUGGCCAACGGACACUUCUCUUAUUACGGCGACUAUCAAGGCGAAUACUACGGCCCGGGAUCAAACUACGACUACUUCCCUCAAGGUCCUCCAUCCUCCCAAGCACAGACUCCGGGUGACCUGGGAUUCAUGCCGUCCUCUGGCCCAGCGGGAACGCCUCUAGGGAGCAUGGACCACCAUCACGGAGCACACCACCCUUCCAAUGAGACGCAAUGCUUCAGCGACAUGAUAUCUCAGCACCCAGGGGAGUCCCCCAGCCCGGAGCCCAACGCACACAGCAUCUCCGCCGACAUGUGCGACUCCACUCCACCCUUCACGUCCCUGAGCUCUCUCGCCGGCGGCGGAUACAGCAGUCAGCUGUCCUCAGAGAUCAACGAGGGCACGGUGUGGUAGCCAACGACAGACUAAUGCAGGAUACAGCGACGUGGAAGUGUACUGUUCAUGUGUGAUUUUUCUAGCGACGAUAUUUCUAUUUAGUUAAUUUAUUGACAUAAUUGUCUAUUUAUUUGUUUACCUAUUUAUUUAAUGUAUUUAUCUAUUUAAGCACCAUUUGUGUAUUUUGAAAGCGGAAUGUUAAAUAUCGGUCUGCAGACCUUAUAGCUGUGCUAUAGACAGCGACGGUAUAAGAAAAGAUGUUUAUAUUUACAACACCUGGCGUGUCUGUUCACAUGUGUAUCAUAAUUUGACGACGCAGACCUCUUGGCCUUUCGAGGCCUCGCCAUAACGACACUUGAAAUCAUCUCGCACCAAAAUCUUUCUCUGCUCUCCAUGCGGUGGGGUUACAUCUCCAUAACGAAUUCCACCAAAUCUCAGAGCGUUUGCCUUUGAAAGGGAAACUUAAAACUGUUGGGACAAACCCUUUAUUUGAAAUGAAACAUGACUUGAACUAUAAGACAAAGUCUACCUUCUAAAAAUGAUUUCAUAUAGCCUAGUCAGUGGACAGAGAGCAGUCAAUUGUUUACAUGUAUUUUCUUCAGGGGUUUGAAUAUCAACAAUGACUUAAAAAAAACCCUCUUGAUACUGACAUAAACUUUUUCUUCAAGCAAGAAACCAAACUUUUGUAUUAAUUCAAUUUAUAUUUGAGUUGUGAUUCACUGUACUAGUUUGUAUGAUCAUGUGUUUGCACAAAGAAUACACUAAACUAAAGCAUAAAUACAUGUUGACGA